ACCGGGAGCCCAAACAUCAUCUGCUCGGCCCUCCCGACCCACUGGCGCUCCAAUAAGACGCUUCCCGUGGCCUUCAAAGUGGUGGCGUUGGGAGAGGUGUCGGACGGAACGGUAGUCACGAUUAAGGCGGGCAAUGACGAGAACUGGUGCGGAGAACUCAGGAAUGCCUCCGCCAUCAUGAAGAACCAGGUCGCCAAGUUCAAUGACCUUAGGUUUGUCGGCAGGUCCGGACGGGGUUAG
Molecule: messenger RNA, 240 nt
Organism: Oppiella nova
Lineage: Eukaryota; Metazoa; Arthropoda; Arachnida; Sarcoptiformes; Oppiidae
Source: the annotation of a GenBank genome assembly